Messenger RNA from Podospora pseudopauciseta, 1468 nucleotides. RefSeq lists its product as uncharacterized. The record is from RefSeq and is a predicted model, not a curated record. The transcript is spliced from 3 exons. Lineage: Eukaryota; Fungi; Ascomycota; Sordariomycetes; Sordariales; Podosporaceae. The coding region runs from base 1 to 306 and encodes 101 amino acids.
AUGGCCGACUCCCGCAACCCCUCCACAGCCUCCAACACCUCCCCAACCACAACCAACUUCCCCAUCUCCCCAUCUCCCACCUCCCCAAGACGCGACCGUCGCGACAGCGACGAGUGGGACGCCUCCAAAGUCCCCCCCUCCCGCUUCCAAAAGCGCAAAGGAUCAAUCUACGCCGUCCCCGGCUCCCGCGACGGUCACGUCGACUCCAACUACGCCCACAAGUUCCACGAGCUCCACGCCGAAAAAGGCUACACUGGGUUUGGCACGCCGAAUUACAACCAAACCACAACCACAAAGAAACAGUAGGAAUUUUCUUCUUUUGUUGGGUUGGAGACGGUAAAAGGGGCGUUGGUGGGGGGUACUUCUUGGCUUUUUGGGAAUAGCAACAACAAUGCAGUGACUGGGGAGAGAACAGGGUUGGAUGAACAGUGGGAGAUGGCGCAUGGGGAUAUUCGGAUGGUGGACAGGGAGGAUGUGAGAAGGGGGAAGAUGUCUUGCUGAUGUGUUAAGGGGGGAGGUUUAAGUUUGUCAGGUGUUGAUUGGAGUUUUCGUGGGAAUUAUGGAACAUUGGGAGGGCAGAAUGAGAUGAAUACCUAGCAAUAUGAUUUUUUUUUUCCUUUGAAAGAGAUGAAUAUGCUGUGUUGUGUGUGUGCAAACUUGUGUUUUCCUCCACGAUGAGAUCCCAGAUCCUGUCGAGAAAAGAAGAGGUUGGUAGGUAGGUAAGUAAUAAAUAACACAUCUGUCAAGGUAAAAAGACAAAAAGAAAUGGUUUUGUUUGUAACUUUGCCUUGUUUUGUCCUCCUUCCCCCCAAAAACAAAUAACAUGACGAGAAAAUAUUUGAGAGAGAAAAUACGAGAGUGAUGACCACAAAAGAAACAAGAAAAGAAAAAAACGCCCAGCUUUGAUGUGUCGGCAACCCAAUGCAAUCUAAAUAACAUACAGGUUAAAAGCAAGAAGAAGAAAAAGAAAAAGAGGUUAUUUCAUUCCAUAUCAUCAAGCUCGAUAGCAUCCGGGUUUGCCACCUCGACCACCUUGGGAGCAACCACACUCCCCUUGAUCCCCUCGCUCGCCGCAACAAAUCCCGCCGGGGCACGAGCCUGCCGUUCCAGCUGCUCCAUCGCGUCCGCCACCUCCUGAUCAACCUCUCCUCCUCCUUCGCCGUUCUUGGCCUGCUGUGCUCUCGCCAGCGCCUGCGAGGCAAUAAAGUUGACAUCGGUGUUGUACUGCGCCUGCACCGACCGCUUGAUCCGCAGCAUCUCCUUGAACGUGUCCUCAUUGCCAUGUUGCACCUCAAACUGCUCCCAUUUUUGCCAAAACCCCGGGUUUGUCCUGGGAUCGCAAAACUGGGAUCCAUGGCCGUAGAUGGCCCUUGCACGGUCGAUUUCCCCAAGACGUUUUUCCAUGUCCGCGAAUUUGAGGCACAUGUCCUUUGCUUCGUUGUCGGGGAGGGUGGCGAUGGCGCGCUCG